Gopherus flavomarginatus (Mexican gopher tortoise) is the source of this 4532-nucleotide messenger RNA. RefSeq names its product serine/threonine-protein phosphatase 6 regulatory subunit 3. The record is from RefSeq and is a predicted model, not a curated record. Gene Ontology annotation, molecular function: protein phosphatase binding; protein phosphatase regulator activity. The transcript has 26 exons. NCBI's taxonomy places the organism in Eukaryota, Metazoa, Chordata, Testudines, Testudinidae. Gene Ontology annotation, cellular component: cytosol; nucleus. The coding region runs from base 412 to 3120 and encodes 902 amino acids.
AGGGGGAGCGAAGGAGAGCUCAUAGGGUCUGAUAUGUCCGCCAUCUUGAAGUGUCGGUGAUGGUGGCGAGCGCUCGCUUUCCCGUCUGAGCCGAGGCAGACCGGGACCCGAGACGGGGAGACGCGCUCGCCGAGGAAGAAAUCUACUUCAUCUUAACCUAAUUCAGUCCUGCUAAUCUGCUAAUAUUGUAGAUUGAAAGAUUUUGCUGUUGCCAGGAUAUCCUGUAAUGGGCAAGGAGCCACAGAGAAUACAAAUCGUUUUGUUUUCUUAACCUUUUAAAAACUUUUGUUAACAGGGACCUGGGCUCCUGUUGGAAACUGAUGGAAUAAUCUCUGCUCGGCACCUGCCAUGUUGAGGGAGCACCCCUAAUACAGCUUGCCUGGGAGACAGUUUGUGAAAUAACGCAGUAACAUGUUUGCAGUAACCAGCAUGUUUUGGAAAUUUGAUCUCCAUUCAUCAUCCCACAUAGACACACUUCUAGAAAGAGAAGAUGUAACUCUGAAGGAAUUGAUGGACGAGGAGGAUGUUUUGCAGGAAUGCAAAGCUCAGAAUCGCAAACUCAUAGAGUUUCUGUUGAAAUCAGAAUGUCUGGAAGAUUUAGUUUCAUUUAUUAUAGAAGAACCACCUCAAGACAUGGAUGAAAAGAUCAGAUACAAGUAUCCGAACAUAUCUUGUGAGCUUCUUACGUCAGAUGUCUCACAGAUCAAUGACAGACUGGGAGAAGAGGAGUCCUUACUUAUGAAACUGUACAGCUUCCUAUUAAAUGAAUCCCCUCUCAACCCUUUAUUGGCCAGUUUCUUCAGCAAGGUGCUAAGUAUUCUUAUUAGCAGAAAACCGGAACAGAUUGUGGAUUUCUUAAAGAAAAAACAUGAUUUUGUAGACCUCAUUAUAAAGCACAUAGGGACCUCUGCUAUUAUGGACUUAUUGCUCAGGCUGCUCACUUGUAUAGAACCUCCACAACCCAGGCAAGAAGUAUUAAAUUGGUUAAAUGAGGAGAGAAUUAUCCAGCGGCUUGUAGAAAUUGUACAUCCGUCUCAAGAUGAAGAUAGGCAUUCAAAUGCAUCACAGUCGCUCUGUGAAAUUAUUCGCCUGAGCAGAGACCAGAUGUUACAAGUACAGAACAGUUCAGAACCAGACCCGCUGCUUGCAACUCUAGAAAAGCAAGAAAUUAUAGAACAGCUACUAUCAAAUAUUUUUCAUAAAGAGAAAAAUGAGUCUGCAAUAGUCAGUGCAAUCCAAAUAUUACUGACCUUACUUGAGACAAGACGACCAACAUUUGAAGGUCAUAUAGAGAUCUGUCCUCCGGGCAUGAGCCAUUCAACAUAUUCAGUCAACAAAAGUGUUUUAGAAGCCAUAAAAGCACGACUUGCAUCCUUCCAUGAGCUACUACUUGAGCCCCCGAAAAAAAGUGUUAUGAAGACAACAUGGGGCGUAUUGGAUCCGCCUGUGGGAAACACUCGCUUAAAUGUGAUUAGGUUGAUAUCCAGCCUUCUACAGAGUAACACAAACAAUGUGAACUUGGAAAUUAUGGAGUUGAACAGUAUAGGAGUUGUAUUGGAUAUGUUCUUUAAAUACACAUGGAAUAACUUCCUGCAUACUCAAGUAGAAAUCUGUAUUGCAUUGAUUCUUGCAAGUCCCCUUGAAAGUACAGAAAAUGGCACAAUUACAGAUCAGGACUCCAUUGGGGACAAUCUCUUACUGAAACAUCUUUUUCUUAAGUGCCAAUUAGUGGAACGAAUACUUGAAGCAUGGGAAAUGAAUGAGAAGAAACAGGCUGAAGGAGGAAGGCGGCAUGGUUAUAUGGGUCAUUUAACAAGGAUAGCUAACUGUAUUGUGCACAGUACUGAUAAGGGGCCAAACAGCGCACUAGUACAACAGCUUAUUAAAGAGCUUCCAGAUGAUGUCCGGGAGCGAUGGGAGACCUUCUGUACAAACUCCUUAGGAGAAACUAACAAAAGGAACACCGUGGAUCUAGUUACUACCUGUCACAUUCAUUCAUCCAGCGAUGAUGAAAUCGACUUUAAAGAAACUGGUUUUUCACAGGAUUCUUCUUUGCAGCAAGCCUUUUCUGAUUAUCAGAUGCAACAAAUGACGUCCAAUUUUAUUGACCAGUUUGGCUUCAACGAUGAGAAGUUUGCUGAUCAAGAUGACAUCGGGAAGGUCCAGUCUUCCAAAAGAAUCUGCCUUGGUGGACCAUUAUGUCUUCAGAGUCUUCCUGAAGUCCAUGGUGUAUCUUUUGAUAGAGUGUCAGAUAUCAACUUUACCCUCAAUACAAAUGAAAGUGGGAAUAUUGCAUUGUUUGAGGCGUGCUGUAAGGAGAGGAUACAGCAGUUUGAUGAUGGUGGUUCUGAUGAAGAAGAUAUAUGGGAGGAAAAACACAUUGCGUUUACACCAGAAUCCCAGAGACGAUCCAGCUCGGGCAGUACGGACAGUGAAGAAAGUACAGACUCUGAGGAAGAGGAUGGAACAAAACAAGACUUGUUUGAAUCAAAUACCAAUACAGAAGACAAAAUGGAAGUGGACUUAAAUGAACCACCAAACUGGUCGGCUAACUUUGACGUACCCAUGGAAACUGCACAUGGUGCCAAUUUGGAUUCUGUUGGGUCUGAUGUAUGGAGCACUGAAGAACCUAUGCCAGGAAAAGAAACUGGCUGGGCUUCUUUUUCAGAGUUUACAUCUUCUCUAAGUUCUAAAGAGUCUUUAAGAAGCAAUUCUCCAGUGGAAAUGGAAACAAACACAGAACCAAUGGAUCCCCUGAGUGCAAAUGUAUCUGCACUUGCAACACAGCCAGAGGCCCAAGGAAGUGUUGCUAUGGAGGCCAGCUCAGAUGGAGAAGAUGAUGUGGAAAAUGCAGACAAGGUAACUGAGACAGUAAUGAAUGGCAGCAUGAAGGAAACACUGAGUCUUACCGUAGAUGCUAAAACUGAAACAGCUGUCUUCAAAAGUGAGGAAGGAAAAUUGUCUACCUCGCAAGAUGUUUCUUGUAAAUAUGUGGUGGCAGAGAACAUAGAAGCUGUAGAAGAAAUUCCUGCUACUCCACAGCCUGAUAGCAGCAGUCCCGAACAGAGGACUGAUCAACAAACCCUUUUAGGAGAGGCAGCUGUUAAUGGCCCUGUAUGAUACGUGAUGUCUGCUGCUGUUGGCUGAAGAACACGAACUGGUAUCCAGGAGUUUUAGUGUUUCUCAAGGAUUUCAUCUAGAGCCUGUCAAAGCCAGUCACUGCUGCACUAAUUUCGCAAGGGAUCAGGACCAGCAACAUUUAUAUUCUAGAUUUUAAGACAUUGUACAGAAAUUCAUAAGUGUAAAAAAUAUUGCACAUUGAGAAUUACCAAUACUUUUUGCGUAUGUUUAUAUUGUAUUGUUCUAAAUAAUGGGUGGCCUGUGAAAUAAGAUCUUGCCACCCGGGUAAUGAUAGUAGUAAUACUAUAGUUAAAAUGGCUGUAAGAAUAGUUUUAUAAAAAAGUGAAUACGCAAAUCUAAUGUAUUUGAGACAUAACUAUUUGACAAUUAGUGUGACCAAAGUAUUUAGCAGUUUUCAUACAUUUUUUCACCUUGUAAAAAUAAAAUUAAAAAAUUCAUGUUUCUUCCAGGUUGGCGAAGAAUUGUAGAACUGAAAUGCCCUAUAAAUGUUAUUUUGGUUGUUUUAGCUUACAAAAGUGAUUUAAAUAAGAAUUUUUGGUGUUCAGCGUUUUACAACAGGUUUUUAAUUGGUAAUUGUUUUCUGUAUUGUUUAAAUCAGAUCAGAAAUGCAAGUCUAUUGGUAGAGAUUUUAAGUAUUUAUUACUACAACUUAGGUGACAAAUUGAUGUUACUGUAAAGCCAUAUGUUCUGUUAGUCUUGUUUGCUUGAAACAAUACCUUACAGGUGAAACACUAGAAUAUUUGAAGUGCACAUGGCUGCUUGUUUUUUAAAGUGAUUCACCUACCUUUGAACCCAUUCACGAGAUUUACUUUAAUACCAAGCAUUAUACAAUUGAACAUUUUAGAACAAUUUACAUAUUUAAAACAGCAUAAUCCUGUUAGACAAGUCAGCUAAGUGAAAUGCCUGUGCUGCUAAUGUAAUUACAGUACAUGCAUUUUAAAAACAAAAUUUGGCACCUGAGCAUGUUGAUUGUUUCUUUCACUGUAUUGAUCUGUGUGAGGCUUUCAUUUGUAAGUUCCAAACCAUUUUUUUCACAGCUGGUUUGUAUAUAUAUAUAGUGAUUAUGGAAACUAAUUCUGCGUAAUUUAUAAUUUUCUAUGUUAGUAUGAAAUUCCAACAGCCUUCUCAAACAAACAGAAGCAAUAUACUGUAUAUUGCCACAUUGGUGAAAGGGUUAAAGUACUUCACCUCUUGCACUUUUAGAUGCAAAUCCAUUUUUAUUUCUGUAAUAGGAAGUUAGUCAUUUAUUUUUACAUUGUUUUCCUGACCAGUAUUUAAAGCCAAAAGGAUACUCUAAACAAUGGCCAAUGAUUUAUUUUAGAAAGUGUCCCAAGCAACGUGCCUAAACAUUACAUUGCAUACAGAAAUAAAAAAACAAAUGUAUAAUGGUA